Molecule: messenger RNA, 789 nt
Organism: Kwoniella botswanensis
Lineage: Eukaryota; Fungi; Basidiomycota; Tremellomycetes; Tremellales; Cryptococcaceae
Exons: 4
Coding region: 1-789 (262 amino acids)
Source: RefSeq, a predicted model, not a curated record
AUGAACCAAAUCGCGCUAUUAUUGUCCUUGAUACCCCUCCUAGCUCAAAUAAAAGCUCAAGAUUCAACCCAAGGUCAAAACUCGACGCAAGGUGGAAAUGGUGGACCAGAUUUGUCUCAAUACCCAGAUUGGAUCACCAAUGAUUAUCAGUGUGUGAUCGGCUGUCUAUCCGGAUUUAACGAUACCAUCACUACUAUCCCUCAACCCGAUAUGGAAGGUACGGCCUAUCAAUGCGCUGCAUCGAAGUGUGCAGGCGACGGUACUGGUAAUUAUUAUCAAACUUUAUACUAUAUCCAAUUGUUCUAUGCCACCGGAUCGAUCUACGAAUGGUCUGAUUCCGCUCCAGACGGAUACAAGCACGCGACUUUCAACGCAGACCAAGACGCACACGCCAGUGCAAGUGCUGUACAAGCUACCGCUUCCGAUCCAUGGUCUGCCGAUGCAGCUGAGAAGACUGGAGGUAACAAUGCUGUAGAUGGCGUAUCAACCGCUCCAGGUGUAACAGGAACAGGUCCAGCUGCUUCUGCUAGUGGCUCAGCAGCUGCAGGCUCAGCGACUGGAUCUGGAACAGGGACAGCUAAAACCGGUUCGGCAGCAGUAGCUGCUACUUCUUCAGCCUCUAGCGCAAACGGUACGAAGUCUGCCAAUGGUACUGAAGAAGGGAAUGCCUCCAGUGGUGCUUUACCCGCUCAAACUGCAGGUUUGGCAGGUAUGGGAUUGCGACCUCUGGUUGGGCUAUUGGUCAGUGUAGCUUCGAUUGCCAUCGGUGGGGUAUUUACUGGACUCUAG